AUGAAAUGGUUUUGGGUCGUUAUAUCUACAUUCCAAUGCGUUCCUAACUUCAUUCAGGUUUGAACAGUGAUAGUGAUUCAAAUUCAGUUUAACUCUCAAAGGGUCAAGGUUGAUUCUCAAUUUCAGUAUUUUGCUAUGGGUUUGUCAUAAAAACCUUUUCCAUUUUCUCAACUCCUCAAAAUCCAUGAAAUUUGGUAUAACAUUGAUUAGAAAAAAGGCGAGUUUUUGGUAUGUCAAGUAAAGAGUUAGAAAUGAAGAGAAAGUCUUAACAAAAUCACCGUUUCGUGUCUGUUUAAUAUUUGCUUCAAAACAUUUACAAAUUCCCACUAUGGAGAGAAUAUUCCUCAAAGUUAAUUAAUUUGUUCAUCGCUAAAAUUAUCACAAUUCAGUUGAAUAUUCUUUCUUUAACCGUUAGAUUUGUCGGUCAGAAAGUUUCUCUUUUUAUUCAAAGUCCUCAUUCGAAAGGUGUUUCCAGAGGAACGAUGUAAAAGUUUUUGUGAAAAGCCUCCUUCGUGUGUUUUCCAACUGCCAACACAGACCAACUGCAAUAAAUUGCUGUUUUUCUUUCUUAAUUCAGUGCACAACGGCUCCAAUAACUCAAACCCUAAAUGGAGGUAAGAAGCUGUUAACGUAAAUAAAACCAUCCUCACCGUUACAAUUUACACCAUUUCGAAACAUUGGUCAGAGUUACAGGGAAAGAGAUUUUGAACGGUAAAAAUCUUACCAUUUUGUAAAUUCACGAUUGUCACUCCUAAACCUCAUUCACUUCAUUUCAUUUAAACAAUGUUUAACAUAACAAUAGACUCAGUCUCAUUUCAGUCCGAACCGCAAGACGAGGGUUAAAAUGAGCUCUCGUAAAGUCCCAAAACAUAUUUAUGCCCGUUUAUACAUGAACUAUCUUAUCGUUUUCGCUUUAGAGGACAUUGAGAAAAUAAAAAUGAAAAAAUUGCAUCGAAACAGCCUUAACAAUCACACGAGCGUCUACAAGUUUUGAAACGGCUUUUAUUUUCCUUCAAUGAAAAUACACCAACAAGCGAAGCUGGUGAGAAAUUACAAAAUCUCGCCAUUUGAGUUUUCAAAACCGCUUAAAGGAAUAUUCGAUAAAGCUGUUAAAAUUAACUGCACAAUUGCUGAUUGAACUGAGUGCGCUCGGCUUGAAGCUGCAAAACUUACGUGCACUUUGCCACUGGCCACAGAACUUCUACGAGUUUUAAAGGCAGAAAUGGACGACUAAGAAUGCCCGAAGCGUGUUUCUGUGCGGCUGAGAAAUCGUUUAUGUAGCCGAUAUCAAGUUUUAUUCGCUGUUAUGCUUCGCAAUGGCGCAAAUUUGCUUUAAUUUCUUUCAUCAACGCUGCAAGAAAACGGCGUUAACAUAGCGAUGGCUUCUCGAUUUUAAUUGGCUCUUUUUAUUGUACGGUUGUUUGAUUCUUACUUUUCAUUGAUUUAUUUCAGCGGGCUAAAAUACAUUUUGCCCCGCAAAAUUCUCCAUUUAAGCCUGCUGAAUGCCCCAAAAUGCCCUAGAAAGUGAUAAUAAUUAUAGUUGCAAUGGGAAAAAAAUAUCAUGACAAAUAUUCUGUCAACUAUUUUUCCAUCAUCGUACAUAAUUCGGCAGAUAAAAUUGACCUAUGCUAAUGUGUUUUGGUUUUCAGGAAGUUCAACGCCACCGCCAGUGACAAAGUCACCAGCAACAACUCUGGCGUAUACCGGUGAGACAAACAUGAAUGAAAUACUGAUAGAAACUAACAAGCACUGAGUUCAUCGUUGUUUGGCUAGUGAGUUUUGUCAUCGAUACAACGCGCUCUUUGAUUGGGAACUUGCCGGGGUGUCAUUCAGUCGGAUUUCGACGGAUUUUUGUUAUUAUCAUCACCAUUGCCUUCGCCAUCACGAUCAUUAUCAUUUCAUUACCAUUAUCAACUUUCAUAUCACUGUCAGAGUCGUCAAAGUCAUUAACAUUGUUGUCAGUUAUCACUGAUCAGCAUUAUCAUAAUCACGUUUAUAAUCACUGUAUAUAUCAUUUUCAUUAUUGUUAUUUCCGUUUCCGUUUCCGUUAUCGUUACCAUUAUCGUUCACGUCAUCGUUACCAUCAUCGCUCUCGUGAUCGUUGCCGUUGUCGUUAUCGUUUCAGUUCCGUUUCCGUUGCCGUUGUUACUAUCAUCAUCUUCAUCAUCAUUAUCAUCAUCAUCUUCAUCAUUAUCAUCAUCAUCAUCAUUGUCAUCAUCAUCAUUAUCAUCAUCAUCAUUAUCAUCAUCAUCAUUAUCAUCAUCAUCAUUAUCACUGAUUAUCAUCAUCAUCGUCGUCGUUAUCAUUAUCAUCGUUAUCAGUAUUAUUGUCGUUAUCAUUACCUUUAUUGUUGUCAUUACUUUUAUCUUUAUCACUGUCCUUUAACAAAAUAAUAGAUAGUUCCAAAAGCUUCCAGGUAAGAUCCUGGAAUCUUGGACAGCCUAGUUAACCAGGCUCACGCGAAGGUUUUACUGUUUCAGUCACAAGUUACACUAGUCACAUAAGUCACACAACAUAUUCGGUCUUCAAAUGUGACCCUCAAACACUUAGUAAAGAGGGUUCAUUUCAUUCCCCUAACUUCCCGGAUAAAUAUCCUGCAAGAGCCAAUUGUCAAUGGACAAUCCAGAUUCCGGAAAACUUGUCAGAGAAAUACCACUUCAUCAAGCUGCAGUUUCAAGCGUUUAGGGUGGAGUACCAUACGUCUUGUGGUUUCGACAGUGUUAAAGUCUAUGACAACGCAGGGUCUAAUAAGACACUGUUGGGAUCGUUCUGUGGCGUUGACAUUCCUCCACCGUUGCAAUCCACCACUUCCAAAAUGACUGUCAUAUUUACCAGUGAUGACGUCAUGCAAUUUGUAGGCUUCAAUGUAACUGUUGAGUUUACGAACACCAAGGGUAAGUACGUUGUAUUUUCAUGUGAUCAUUUCAGUUUUACUUUCUCAUCCAAAAUAUAGGAAUUUCGUUGAGAAAAAUUUCCUUGUAGAGGUCAUAUGUUUAGGAAAAAGAAUGUGAAGGACUCGGCCGAGUUGUCUGCUUUUGGAGAAAAAUAGGCCUGUAAAGCGUGAAAGUGUGGGUAACACUUCCUACAAAUUGAAAACUUAACAGAUGAUUUUUAAAAACCUGUGAGACAACUUUCUCGGAAAAAAUCACUAACAAAGUAAUACAGAUAAAGCACUUCAAUUUCUGAGGCUGUGAUUUUUUUGAACAAUUUUAACGCCAGUAAUUGGACGGCAGAACUGUUGUAUAAGAGGAUAAGUAGUACUUUCUUCAGGAUAUUUAUCAGAAUCUAUCUAUAGCAUUGUACAGUAUCAAUUCCUACCUGAUUUCCGCCUUUGUUGA
This is a messenger RNA of Pocillopora meandrina, 3338 nucleotides long. NCBI's taxonomy places the organism in Eukaryota, Metazoa, Cnidaria, Anthozoa, Scleractinia, Pocilloporidae. The record is from the annotation of a GenBank genome assembly.